Eublepharis macularius is the source of this 1576-nucleotide messenger RNA. Its product is annotated as lysosomal acid lipase/cholesteryl ester hydrolase-like. Gene Ontology annotation, molecular function: hydrolase activity, acting on ester bonds. NCBI's taxonomy places the organism in Eukaryota, Metazoa, Chordata, Lepidosauria, Squamata, Eublepharidae. The coding region runs from base 24 to 1223 and encodes 399 amino acids. The transcript has 10 exons. The record is from RefSeq and is a predicted model, not a curated record.
CACCGCUGAAAAGAACACUCCAUAUGGAUAAGAUGUGGUGGUUUGUUGCAGUGGGGUGCCUAAUACAAGCAACUUCAAGCUCAGGAAAGCUCACCAGGAGAAAAAGAGAUGGGAAUCCUGAACUUCAUAUGAAUGUUUCUCAGUGGAUUAGCUACAACAGAUACCCCUGUAAGGAAUAUGAAGUCUUGACAAAAGAUGGUUAUUAUUUGACAAUAAACAGAAUUCCCUUUGGAAGAAAAAAUCUUAUGAGCAAAGAUCCAACGCCUGUUGUGUUCCUCCAGCAUGGAUUAUUUACAGAAGCUCGUUCUUGGGUUGCAAAUAUGCCCUACAACAGCCUUGCUUAUAUAUUAGCAGAUGCUGGCUAUGAUGUCUGGCUGGGGAACAACAGAGGAACAAGCUGGAGUCAAAGGCACCAGAAUUUAUCCGUUGACCAAGAGGAAUUUUGGGAUUUCAGUUUCCAUGAAAUGGCCAUGUUUGAUCUUCCAGCGAUGAUAAAUUUUAUUCUGCAAAAAACUGGACAAAAACAAUUAUAUUACAUUGGUCAUUCUCAAGGUACUACUAUUGGUUUCAUUGCAUUUUCUGCCAUGCCAGAGCUGUCCCAAAAAAUCAAAAUGUUCUUUGCCUUGGCACCAUUGAUUUCUAUUGAACAUGCCCCAAGCCCCGUGUUAAGAUUAUUACGCUCCGUAUCUGAAAAGUUUGUCAAGAAUGUACUUAUUGGCAAAGAAUUUGUGUUUUCACGCAAGCCUGUGAGAAAGAUUGUCUCCAAGUUAUGCAGUGGAACAUUCAUGAGGAAAUUCUGUAUUCAUCUGAUAUUCUCUAUAGGCGGAUUCAAUGCAACAAAUAUAAAUACGAGCCGAGCAGAUAUAUAUACGGCUUACUUUCCAGAUGGAGGAUCAGUCAAAACUAUUCUCCACUGGAGACAGGUUGCAAAAUCAGGGGUAUUCAGGUGUUUUGACUAUGGGAGUGAGAAUCAGGCAAAAUAUAAUCAGAACUUUCCACCUUCAUAUAACUUACAAGACAUGAUUGUACCAACUUCAGUAUGGUCUGGAGAAAAGGACUUGAUAGCAGAUCCAAAAGAUGUGGCUAUUUUACUUCCUCAGAUUAAGAACCGAAUUUACUAUCACAAUUUUUCAGAUUGGAACCACUGGGAUUUUGUCUUAGGUCUCAAUGCCCCCCAACGUUUGUACUACAGAAUAAUUGACUUGAUGGGGAAAUCACUGUAAAGCAAUAAUUUGCCAUUUGAUUUUGUAGACAUCUGUUUCUUUUAAAAUAAUCACAAGAACCUGUUGAUGGAGGGUGGGGAAAGCUGACUUCCCAGAUACCAACUGGGCUCUUGUUCACCGCUCUAGGUGGGGCACUAAUCUGUCUAGAAGAGCGGUAUGUAAGUGCCAUUAUUAUUAUUAUUAUUAUUUCACUAAAUUCCUGAAAGAUGCUUGAAAGUGCUUAUGUUUUACUUGAUCAUUACCAGUAUAGUUAAUACAGUUUGAUGGUAUGUGGUAAAGUGGGAGCGGGUAUGGCCUGUUUAACUUUUCUAUGGCAUCUACAGAAUCUAGUGUUCAAAAAUGUAAUAAUGCAA